This is a messenger RNA of Paralichthys olivaceus (Japanese flounder), 1666 nucleotides long. RefSeq names its product cilia and flagella associated protein 184 (gene cfap184). Gene Ontology annotation, biological process: cilium assembly. Gene Ontology annotation, cellular component: axoneme; ciliary basal body. Lineage: Eukaryota; Metazoa; Chordata; Actinopteri; Pleuronectiformes; Paralichthyidae. The record is from RefSeq and is a predicted model, not a curated record.
GAACAGAUAGUCAACUAAGAUCUGCAACAGCACCUGCAGGUUGUUUCUUCUGGAGUGAAAGAUGGACAGAGAUCACGGAGGACAGGAGGUGAAGACACCGGAGGACAGUCUCACUUCUCCAGCUAAUGGGGAAGAAGGGGUCCCCGCUGUAAUGGAGGCCUCACACCAUGAAGAGGAAAACUCUGCAGCUCCUGAGAGGCCUCCUGUUGAAGCAGCCUCCUCUGAGAGCGGAGCUCAGCGUCCUGCCAUCGACGGCCUCACCGCAAGUGAACACGUGCACGAGGACGGUGAGGGGCCAGUGUCCCACGAUGGGACCCCGGAGAGCGAGGGGACUCAGAGCCCUGCGCAUGAAGGGAAGGAGGCCGAAGAAGAGGAGAUCGACCCUACACAAGGUGAAGAUGAGGAUGAGCAGCUUCUCCAGGAGCUGUGUGAGGAGAGAGAUAAAGCCCUCCAACGCAACGGCCAACUGCAGCAGCUGCUGGCUCAGUACUUCAGCAGGUCCGGAAACGCUGUCAAGCUGGAGACACUCGGCCCAGAGCGUCUGCCGGGGUACGAGAAGUCCAUCAACAUCCUGACCGACAUGAAACAGCGGUUCGCCUCGGAAGCAGAGGCGGCCCAACAGAAAACAGAGGAGCUGAGGUCACAGUCCCAAGCGAAGUCGGACGAGGUGAAGAAGGAAUGGCAGGAGUUCGUGGCACUGAAGCAGGACGUAGGUGUGACAAUGCUUAGUCGAUCCCUGGGUAAACGAACGGCUCAGGCCAGAGUGAAAUCAACGCUGGCGGCAGAGCAGCUUAAACAUGACAAGCUGAUCAAGCAGCGGCUGACGUACGUGAAGCUGAAGAUGAGGGUCCAAGGACUGGAAGCCGAGCUCCGAGCACUCGAGGAAGCCAAGGACCCUGUGCAGGUCUUGGUUGCACAGCUGCAUGCUACAAGGUUGGAGCAGAAAACACUCACGGAAAGGCAAAAUGAGGAAGCGAUAAGGCUUCAGAACAAGAUCAGCCGCAACUUGGAGCUCCUGUCAAACAUAAAGGAGAAGCUGUUCUGGAGUCAGAGGGAGGUUCAGGCCUUGCGAAAGCAGCUGGCAGAGUUGGAGGAAGAGGUGGCGAGGAAGCGAGAAGUCCGAGCCGCGACCAAGAAACAAAUCAGAAAGCUGAAGAGGGACAACCAGAGGCUGAAGGAGAGCCAAGGAUUACUGGGGUACCGGCUCCAGCUGCAGGACUUCGAGGACACUGUGGAUGCCUGUGACCACCUGGAGGAAAAGCUGGAGAAUCUGAUGUGCCGCCAUUCUGAGCUGCAGAAGAAGAUGAAACGAGAAGCUGGAGUCCCCUUAAAGAACUGAAUGAGCAAAAGACUGACACGGUAUCGAUGUGAAAAAACAGAUCAGGGACGAAAACGAGUUCCAGGUCUUCAAAUUCACAGUUUUAUCUCAUUAAGUGCCUCGAUGUAGAAAAUGACCAAUUCUGAGCGUUUUGGUUGGCAAAUCAUUCGGUACGUGAUUUGCAGAAUUGCUGACUCCAUCACUUCUAAACAAUUUAACAUGAUUCUCCAAUCAGCUCUUAACAGCAGCUUUGAAUUUGAACUGCAUGUCCAUCUCUUAUGAGCCCCUAACACUUCUGGGACUACACAUUUUGUUUUUCCACACUUCAAAUAAAAUGAUAUUUGAUCA